AUGGCUUACGAUUCAUCUAUUCCUCUUCAUUCACUUGCUUCGUCUGUUAAUGUGUUCAACGGAUUGAACUUCUCUGAAUGGCGCGAACAAGUCCAGUUCUACUUAGAUGUGAUGGAUCUUGACUUGGCUAUGCUGAAUGAUAAGCCCGCUGCCAUUACUGAUUCGAACAAUGCGGAUGAGAAGUCUUUCCAUAAAGCAUGGGAACACUCUAACAUGCUAAGCCUUAUGUUUAUGCGAAUGAAUAUUACAAACAACAUUAAGAGCACUAUUUCACAAACAGAAAGUGUGAGAGGGUACCUGAAGUUUGUGAAAGAAUGUUUUUGUUCUGCAGAUAAGUCUCUCACUGGUACACUAAUGGCUGAACUCACGCUCAUGAAGUUUGAUGGGUCGCAUAGUAUGCAAAACCAUAUCAUCGAGAUGACUAACAUUGUAGCAAGACUUCAGACCUUGGGGAUGAAAGUGGAUGAUUCCUUCUUAGUUCAGUUUAUUCUGAACUCGUUGCCUCCUGAGUAUGGACCUUUUCAAAUUAACUAUAAUACUAUUGAGGAUAAGUAA
Nicotiana tabacum (common tobacco) is the source of this 555-nucleotide messenger RNA. RefSeq lists its product as uncharacterized. The record is from RefSeq and is a predicted model, not a curated record. NCBI's taxonomy places the organism in Eukaryota, Viridiplantae, Streptophyta, Magnoliopsida, Solanales, Solanaceae.